Salarias fasciatus (jewelled blenny) is the source of this 2306-nucleotide messenger RNA. RefSeq names its product growth arrest-specific 6 (gene gas6). Lineage: Eukaryota; Metazoa; Chordata; Actinopteri; Blenniiformes; Blenniidae. The record is from RefSeq and is a predicted model, not a curated record. Gene Ontology annotation, molecular function: calcium ion binding. The coding region runs from base 344 to 2293 and encodes 649 amino acids. The transcript has 15 exons. Gene Ontology annotation, cellular component: extracellular region.
UCAGUCAGAGCUGCUCCCCCUCCUGAAGCAGCAGCAGCAGCAGCAGCAGAGAGGUGCAGCGUUCUCUCCGCACACUGCGAGAAAUAAAAGUCCACACAGCUCCUCCACCGCAAUGGGGACGAAGUGACCGCGGAGGAGGAAAGAAACAGGUCGGUCGCGUUGAACGGUGUGCAGUCGCGGCGGUGCGCGCGCUCCUCACGGCGGAGACGUACAGGGGCAAACGGUCGGAGCUCGACACCUGAAUACCUGCAGUGUUCUCGCACCGACGUCGGAGGCGCGGAGAGACGGGGGCAAGAGCGGGGAAAGUUUCUGAAGCUCGGCGCAAAAACGCAGCGGCUGAACAAUGCGGCUGACCCCGACAGAGUGGCUUUCGCCGGCAGCCCUGCUAAUCCUGCUGCUGGUCCGCUGCUCCCACGGCAUAAUAUUGUCUCCUCAAGAGGCGAGCCAGUUUCUGAGCAGACACAGGAGGGCGAAUCAAGUUUUUGAGGAGACGAAGCAAGGGCAUUUGGAGAGGGAGUGCGUGGAGGAGAGGUGCACUAAAGAGGAGGCCAGGGAAGUCUUUGAAAACGACCCAGAGACGGACUACUUCUAUCCCAAGUAUUUAGCUUGCAUAGAGAGGUUUGGAGAGCCUGAAAAGAAAAAUCCAGAUCUGAUCACGUGUGUCCACAAUAUUCCGGACCAGUGCUCUCCUCCUCCCUGCUUCGCCAGGGGUACAGUCCGCUGCGAGGACAGAAAGGGCGACUUCCUGUGUCACUGUUUCACAGGCUGGACUGGAGCCCGAUGUGAGAAAGAUGUCGACGAGUGCAGCAAGAGAAACGGAGGGUGUUACCACCAGUGCAACAACACCAUGGGCAGUUACCGCUGCUCCUGUCGCCAGGGCUACAUGCUGGUCGGACGCCACAUGUGUAAUGAUGUGAAUGAGUGUGAGAACGCAGACGUGUGUGGAACGGCGCGGUGUGAGAACAAGGAGGGCGGCUACGACUGCCUGUGUGACGUCGGCUACGUCUACGACAACGAGACGAAGACCUGCGUGGAUGUGGAUGAGUGCGAGACAGGUGUGUGUGAAGAGGAGUGUUUGAACACUCCGGGGAGUUUCCGUUGCUUCUGUGAUGGUCGGCGGGGCUUGAAGCUGGGACAGGACCUCAAGAGCUGUAAGCCCAUAACUCCAUGUAUGUCCCCGUCCCUGAAGAGGAACUCCUGGUCUCUUUAUCUGGGACGCAUGUUCAGCGGCGUGCCGGUGGUGAGGCUGCGUUUUCGCCGCAGGAUUCAGACGGGCUUUUCAGCAGAGUUUGACUUCCGCACCUACGACAGCGAGGGAGUGAUCUUUUUCGCUGGAGGUCACCUAAACAGCUCCUGGAUUGUGCUGGCAAUGCACCAUGGGAAGCUGGAGCUGCAGCUGAAGUACGGCACAGUCAGUAGGGUCACCAGCAGCGGUCCUCUUGUCAAUGACGGCCAGUGGAGAAAGAUCUCAGUGGAGGAGCAGGGCCGCAGUCUUGUGAUUAAGAUCGACAGGGAGGCCGUCAUGAAGAUCGCGGUCAACGGCGAUCUCUUCACGCUGCAGAAAGGCAUGCAUGAGCUCAACCUGACAGUAGGAGGCGUUCCUUUCAAAGAGGAUGGCUUAGUCAACAAGUUGAACCCCCGUCUGGACGGCUGUAUGAAGGAGUGGCGCUGGCUGACGGGUGAAGACACCUCCAUACAGGAAACCAUCCGGUCCAACGAGAACAUGCAGUGCUUCAGCACCGAGGAUCCGGGAGCGUAUUACCCCGGCACCGGCUUUGCUCUGUUCAACAUCAGCUAUGCGGAGUCGCAGAACCUCAGUGUCCAGCUGACCCUCCGGCCGACCUCUGCUAUCGGAGUGCUGUUUGCGCUUGUUCACCAGGACAGAGUCCCUCUAUCAAUCGCUUUGGCUGAUUAUCAUCCGAUAGCCGACGAGUGGCGAGACUUUAUUUUGGUGUCUGUAGGUGACGUGAUCAUCGCCAGCGCUCCAGCACCCCUGUGUGACGGGGAAAGUCACGAAAUCCAGGUGACAAUCUCAGGCAAUCAAACACUCCUGCUGGUCGACGGCCACGCGGGGCGAAGUGAGGACGCUGACGUUCCCACAGAGCUCCUGUCGCAGUCCAGCACCUUUAUAGGAGGCCUCCCUGAUGUGUCGCUGGUGUCCACGCUGGUGUCGGCGCCCUACAGCGGCUGCAUGGAGGUCAGUGUCAACGGACAGCCUCUCGACCUGGACCAGGCCAUCCACAAACACAACGACAUCCGCUCACACUCCUGCCCCCUGCUGGACUCCCACUAGUGACCGGUGCUUU